GAGCUGGUUUUACUUCUGUUGCAGAGUCGUUGUGCGUUUUUUUCCCCCUCCUCAGGCGGCUGCUCCAGUUUCCUUACUUGAGAGUUGUGCAAUAUCAGAACGGGGGAGGAAAAGGGGGGAGAAGGAAAAAAAGAGAUCCAGCUUCCUCUGCUGCUGCAGUUGUUGCCGCCUUCGUCGCUACGGUUCUCCACUUCGCCCCCCCUCCUGUUUCCCAAGCUGUGAUCUCAAAUCUGUGACUCAGAGACUUGCAAUCCUGACACCGCAAAGUGCGGUUGGCGGAGAAGAGAAGGCGACUAGCGCCGGGGCUUUCGCUUGGAGCAGGUACGCUGCAGGACUCUGCGCAGGAAGAAAACUGAGCGAGAGGGAGCGCGCAGCUGCAAGUCCUACUCGCCGACGCCAGCUGCCCCCUUCACCAAAACUUUCCGAUUUCUUUUCAAGUAGCCUUUAGAGCUCUCUUGGCGUUUGGUUAGUUGCCGGGGAUUUUUUCUUUUCUUUUUUUUUUUGGUGGGGAGGAGGAUUAAGACCUACGAGAGCACUGGAGAAAAAAGCGAUCGGGGACUAACCUUCCUUGCGUCUGGCUCAGUAGAAUACGGAGGGGUGAAACCAUUGGAUCGUGGCAUCCUUUUAAACUACAAACAGAUCCACCCCUUCCAACUCUGCAUGGAUUAGACUGAUGCAGGAGGAGAGCCUUUUGUUGGCUUCAUACUUUCUCCUUCCUAUUCUGCUCUUGCAUUUGCAAUGGGUUGGUUGCUGAUCUGACUUCCACACGUACUGAAUCAUGAGUCUUCAGGCUCAGCCCAAGUCUUCAAACAAAAGAGCUGGAAAGCGGGUUGCAUUUUUUAGCGAACAAGAUGCUCUUCUGAAAGAAGCCCACCAGCAGCAGCAGCAGCAGCAGCAGCUAAAAGAAGGACAGUAUUAUAGUCAUGGAGGGAAUGUGCCUCCUGCCCAGUCCAUGGAGCUGACCAAGGCCGGGGUUUUCAGUAGCAUUCCCAGCAAUGCUGCAUUGCUGAAUUCAAUGUAUCAGGACAGGGGUGAGGUAAGGAUGACACCCCAGCAGCUGGCUGCUGCCAAGUGGCAGAGUUCCCUAAUGGGAAACCGGUUGCCUGAGCGAAGUGAGGCAAAUUGGCAGCCUCAGCCCGGAGGAUGGAACCAUGGGAUGGUUUAUGGUGGCAACCAGAAAGGAGGACAUCCUAAUGCCAGCAUCCCAGAUUACUAUGGCCACCCGGAUGUCCUGAAAAGAAACAGGGAGAAAGGGGUGGUGGUAUCACAGCUGGACUUGUAUGGCGAUGCUGUCCAGCAGAUGAUAUCCCAAAAAGCCCAGUUGGAACAGCAAGCGUUGGUCAGGCAGCAGGCCCACAUGAGUUCUUUUCAGCAAAUGCAGCAGCAGCAGCAGCAGCAGCAGCAAAAUCAAAGCCUCUCUUUGCAACCUUUCCAGCUGGCCUUUGGUCAGCAGGGCCAGAAGCAGGGUCUUCCUGAGCUGUUGCACGUUCUUCAGCACGCUCCCACAUCUUCCAGCCCAGCUUUUACUGCCCAGCAGAAACAGCAGGCUCUUCCACGGUUGCAGCUGUUUGAAAACUAUUACUCACAGCAGCAACAGCACCACCACCACCACCAGCAGGCAGGAGUGCAGACCUUUGGCCUUCAGCCGUCGGUUUCUGUAGCACAGCCACAUCUGGGAGCACCUCCUCAGCCUGUUCAGCAUCAUAUGGUUUCCCAUCAGUUCCCCCCAGUUUCUGAGAGGAACCAGGAGCUGCUGAAGGCUCUGACGGAGCAGAACCCCCAGGCGGUGCUACCACAGGCACAGAUCAAUCUCCCAAGGAGAUCACGCAGGCUCUCUAAGGAAGGUGUCCCAUCAGUACCUUCUGGAGAAGGAACGUUGGCCUCUAAGGCAGCUGAGGACUACCCUGGGGGGAUUUUGCCACCUCAUCCCUGGCAGUCACAGCAGCACCCUGAAGUCCAGUUCCGACCUCAGUCUGAAAUGUUCAGUCACAAGGAAAGUUAUUCCCAACUAAGUAGGGCAGAACUGGAAUGUGGGAACAUGCCAUCGGGGAGUCAGCCGAGCCAGCCUGACAUGGAGAUGGUGGGCAUGUAUGAGAAUGCCCAAGAAGCAGAAAAACAGGUGGCUGCCACUGACAGCAUUGGUCCGAGAACGAAUGACUUUGGUGCAGUUAGAGGAGGAGUCAUCCAGAGCACCCGAAGGAGACGACGUAUUUCUCAAGAAGCCAACCUCUUAACUCUGGCUCAGAAAGCUGUGGAGCUGGCUUCUCUUCAGAAUGUCAGGGAACCUGAAAUGUCAGAAGAAAAAAACAAGAGUGAGGCAGCAGUUGCUGCACCAAGGAGCGUUGUAGAAUUUGCCAGCUCUUCUCCAGCCCCAAAGAGAGCCCGGGAGGAUAACAGCCACGUGCCUCUCAUUAUUCCUGUGUCUGUGCCAGUGAGGAAACUGGAUGCUCAAGAUAUUGCCAGGGAAAAGGGCGAGGAUGGGAAGCAGCAGCGGUUCCUGGCGAACGAUCAUGGCAUUUCAGACAGCAAGCCUUCUGUAAUUGUCACCCGGAGGAGGUCCAAUCGCAAUUUGAAUAUGGACAUGUCAGCUCAGCAUGAAGGCGCUGCUCCAAAAGAAGUGGAUGGUUUUGCACGGAAACCAAAGCAACGACCAAGACCAGAGCCUCUUUUCAUACCCCCCAAAGCUGGCACCUUCAUUGCCCCACCAGUCUACUCCAAUAUCACACCGUACCAGAGCCACUUGCGUUCGCCUGUCCGUCUGGCUGAUCACCCUUCUGACAGGAACUUUGAGCUACCUCCUUAUACUCCCCCGCCCAUUCUCAGCCCAGUACGGGAGGGCUCAGGACUAUAUUUCCAUGCUUUCCUUUCUGCCACUGGUAAUGCAGUUCCACCUCCGAUGACUCCAAAAGCUGCACACAGGACCCUGCUCAGAUCUAACAGUACAGAAGCCACCCCUCCAGUCCUCUCUGUAAUGGGAGAGUGCACUCCUGUCAGCAUUGAACCGCGGAUCAACGUGGGGCCUCGGUUUCAAGCAGAAAUCCCACCGCUUCGAGAUCGAUCUCUGGCAGUCUCUGAUGUUGCUAAGGAGCAGUUGGUGUGGCAGCCAUGGGAGGAACUGGAAACCAAUCCAGCUAUCCAAGAGAAUGUGGAGAACCUGGUAACAGCUGCUUGUUCAAGUAUAUUUCCUGGAGGUGGUACCAAUCAAGAGCUGGCAUUUCAUUGCUUACAUGAAGCGAAAGGAGACAUUGUGGCUGCUUUGACCAAAAUGCUGCUGAAGAAAUCAGUGCAUUCUCCAAGCCACCUGCUGGCAGAUUAUCACUACACAGGGUCAGACAGCUGGAGCGUAGCUGAGAAGAAACACUUCAAUAAGGGAAUUGCCAUCUAUAAGAAAGACUUCUUCCUUGUUCAGAAGCUUAUAAAAACCAAGACUGUGGCCCAAUGUGUGGAAUUCUACUAUACUUACAAAAAACAAGUCAAAAUAGGCCGGAAUGGGACUCUGAUCUUUGGAGAUGUUGAUACUACUAAUGAAAGAGCUGUUAAAGAUGAAGCUGAAGUAGAUAUAAAGAGUUCCCAUAGGCUUACACGUACUCUUCCUCCCAGAACAUAUAAUGAGGAUUAUGAAAACACUGAAGAUGAGGAUGUUGAAGAAGUUGAGGAAGAAUUGUCAAUUAAAGAGGAAGCCGUGGAAGGGGAUGAGUUGUAUGGCAAGAACAGCAAUUCAGCGCCUUCCAAAUCUACUCAUCUUCUAGAUGUUGAGGAUCAAGCUAGUCAUCUCCAGAUGGAAAGACGUCUGGAAUCUGGUGCUCCAGGAAGAACAGAAGCCAGAGGCAGAACUUCAAGAAGGACGAAGGAGACACCCAUUAAAUACCGGAAGACUUCGCCACCAGUGCAGAAGAGAAGGAGAAAACCAAAGCCUAAACAAGACACAGCCAACAAAACACAGAAUCAAGAGGAGGAAUUUCCAUGUAAAAAAUGCGGCAGGAUCUUCUACAAGGUGAAAAGUCGGAGCGCCCACAUGAAAAGCCACGCCGAGCAGGAGAAAAAGGCUGCCGCUCUGAAACUGCGCGAGAGGGAGGCGGCGGCCGCAGCUGCCACACACAGCAGGACUCAGCAGGAGGGGAGCAGCCGCAGCGGGAGCAGCAGCCACAGCAGCAGCUCAGAUGAAGACGGCGAGGCCUAGCAAAGGACCCCGGAGGCUGGCAGCCGGUCUGGCUGGGGCUCUGGCCCUCUGAGCUGGAGUUGUCCGGCCUCGCUUCCACCCGCUUUCCUUCUUGCUUGAACUGAACUGGUAGAUUUGUAAAGGGGAAAAAAAGUGACCAUGAAAACCUCUAUUUUUGAAAAAUCAAAACAUUUUAUGGAUUAUUUUAUUUAUAAUUAACUUUUGGUAUCUACUUAAUGAAUGGGAGUCUGUUUUCCUUCAGUUCCUGAACUUGCCAGGAAUCGUGGCAGUAAGCCUUAAGUAAGCAUGUUACCCACUGCUGAGAGAGAGAUUGGUUGCAGCAUCUGGAUAGUAACAGAAUUAUUUUGUGUGUAAUUUCAAGGAUCCAUAUAGUUUUCCUUCCUUCCUUCCUUCCUUCUUUUCUCCUCCUAGUUUUCUUUGUGGCUUGGAGCUGUUCACGUUUUCCUUUUGUCUUCUUCACACAACACUUUUUGUUUCUUCAGCUAGUAGAUAAUCCAGAAAUCUUUGAGUGCUGUGAGGACCCUCUCUAGGGUGAGUGGAGACUAUUGCUUUUAUGAUACAGCUCUUUGUGGAAAGCCUUACAGCCAGUAUUCGUUUGGAACCAUCCCUAUGAUGUUGAGUUUUUUAAAAGUCACAUAAGGUUGAUCAUCUGUUUCUCCAGAGUUGGCACAAGGAGUAGUGAUAAGUUCUGAAUACUGUAUCUCUGUAAUUCUGUGACGGAACAAAUAACUUCGUUUGCACAAAAACCCAUAUAUGAUUUUGGGUUAAUGGGAUUGAGGUAGAUCUCUGCCCAAGUUAUUAAAGAGUCACAGUUAAUGAGAUGAUGAGUUUUAUCUGUGGCAUUAUUCUGCUGGGGGAUAGCAUUUGUUCAAGGGGAGUCCAUUUGUAAUAACCAUUCUUAUCCCAAAUGUGAGCUUGUAGGUUGGAGAAUCCUCUGGAGCAGAUUUGAGGGGAGGGCAGGAAGACAACUGGAAGCCUAUUGUGAGUGAAAACACACUUGCAUAAAGUUUGAUUCUGUAGCCCAAUGGAUUAGAUUGACCAGUGGUCUGACAGUGGUCCGUAGGUAACAAAUGCUGUAGCGUUUAUGCGAGGAAGCUGGUACUCGAGUUCCACUGUGAAAGUGCAUUGUUCCUUAACUGAAUAGACUUGAGUGUGGUUUUGCUUAAUUGUCCAUUUUAAUGCUUCAACUAGCUUGUAUAAAAAGAACAGCUGCCAAAAAUACUUAAAAUUUUAGCAGUUCUGAUAUUCCUUUCAUUUUCUUAAAACAUGAUUUGCAAAGGCAGACAGAGUAUUCUCAAGAUAAUAGAAAUACAGGUAGUCCUUGACUUACGACCAUUCAUUUAGCGAUCGUUCAAAGUUAUGACAGGGCUGAAGAAAGUGACUUAUGACCAGUCCAUUUUCUUAUGACCGUCAGUGUCCCCGCAGUCAUGUGAUCAGAAUUCAGGCACAUGGCAGCCAGCAUGCAUUUAUGACCAUUGCAGCAUCCUGGGGUCAUGUGAUCGCCAUAUGCGACCUUCCUGGCCAGCUUUUGACUAGCAAAAUCAAUGGAGAAUCGCAUGAUUUGCUUAACGACUGCUACAAAAAAUGUAAAAUUGCUUGCAGUCAUUGAUGCCUCGCUUAACUACUGCACUGCUUAACAACUAAUAUUCUUGUCCCUGUUGUGGUCAUGAAUCGAGGACUUCCUGUAAGGAUCACUGGCUCACUUGUAUUUGUACUCUCAGGACUACCCAUUCUGCUGAGUUACUUGCCAACUAAGUGACAGUUUCAUUGAGAUGUUUGUACUGUAUCAGCCCCAGACAUCCGGAGUCAAGAAUACCAAAUGUGUGGAAAAAAGCAAAUGUAUUUAGAAAUGGUGCACUUAAUGCCAAAUUUACACAAGACUUCUGCAUAUGUGUUUCUGCGCUAAGCAGCAAGUAUUUUCAAUUUUCUUAAGUCAUAUGGACCGUUACCUUCACAUUGCAGUAGUAAGGAGCAACUGUCUGUCUAUCUGGCAGUACAAGGAGAAGGAGGGUGCGGCGGAGGGCACAAAAAGAAUUCUUAGCUAGAUACUGAUGGGAAAAGCUAAACUGCUUGCUUAUAAUUUUCAAAUUCUUAUUCUGCAGGAAAUAGGUUUAGUACUUAUUCAGCUAUUAGUUGUGAAGUCUUGAAAAAUAAGUCUUCUAAAACCACAGGGGUCAUGAAAGCAAAGAAUUGCAUUAAUAAUCUGCAGAAGAACCUUUAUUAAAUAAACCAUGCUGGGAUUGCUCCCCAGCAGGGUUUUAUUUCUAGAACCAGCUCAAGGCUCAAGCUUCUAGAAGUGUUCCUAGAAGUUUACUGAAAAGUUCGAACUUUAAAAUUUGACUCCCAGCCUUAGAGGAAGAUGGAAAGACUUUUGGAGAAAGGGCAAAUUAGAGUGAUUACAGUAAACCAUAGUUGGGUUACCCUGACAACUGGAUAGUUAUUAAUCCCACCAGCUGCUGGAUGUAUUCUGACUGCUGAGUUUCAUGACCAGAAUUUUUUAUGGUGCAACUUUUACUGUGUAAGAUUACCAGUACAGCUACAGGAUUAUACAUUCUUAAUACCUCUAUUCAUAGCACAAACAAAACCACUAUCAGGACAUGCAGAGAAUUUGCAUUUUCAGUGUUGAAAAUAGGCUCUAGCCUUCUCUUAACGUGCUGAGUUAGUUGCUUUUCAUGCAGAGGGACCUUGAAAUGAACCAUCCCUUGCUUGCAAUCUGAGGCAGAAACAAUCCCAGGGAUCAAUCAUGUGAACCUGCUGCUUGAAAAACAGAGCAGGGGUCUCUGCAUGCAUGAGGUUCCUGGUUGAGUUCAAGGUCCUCCAGUGGCAGAGCUAGGAUGCCAAUUGGCUGAGAAUUAGAAGGGAUGUUCGCAGUCUCUUCUUGCUGCUUAGUACCUAAUGAGCUAAAUGGACAAACUGUGUGAUUGAAUGCAUGGUAAUUUUUAAAAUGUUCAGGGUCUCGUAUUGCAAGAAAUUUGCCUUUAAAUCUUUUUCUCCCUAUAAUGUAACGGGCAAUUCCAGUCCACUUCUAAAGUGAGUUCUUAAAAACAGCCUUCAGUUAAAGGUAACUGCUUUCUUUUUAUCUGCUUCAGAGCUACAAUUAACCCUUCAAGAAUUUCUCUCUGUAUUUACACUAGUUUUGCACUGGGUCGAUGAUGUUGUCCUUCCAGAUCAUAAUUCUGCACAAAUCUUAGCAUUUUAUCCAUGAUGUGAAGAAACGAUGGCAAUGUAACCUGGCUUUGAUCGCAUCUUCAAAAACGACUUGUCUCGGUCACAUUUUCUUUGGCACUUAGCCGGUGUGAAUUGCAGCCCAAACAGGAAAAGAACCACGUUCAAAUAAUUCACUAGUGACCUUGAGAAAGGCAAUGUCUGCUUCCCCAACUGAUGCUCAGAAAGGAAGAGGACUGCUGCCUUGGAAGCAGGCAUUAUGUUGAACCAAUGUCAUAUGUUAAGAGGGAAUAUAUUUUCUUGGAAUGAACCAAGUAUCCAAAUGGUGUUUUUGGAAAGAAAAAAGAUGUGUGUGGAGCCAAUCGCAAAAGUAUUUUGUUGCUGGGUGGAUCAUGUUCUUCCCAAAAAUAAUUGCUACAAUCCAGCACAGAUGCACUUUGUGAUUCAUUGUGUGCCAUUUUGUAGCUAUAAAAGGACUUAUAAAUAGGAUUCGUAAAGUGGUAUUCAUAUCAUAUUAGUAAUAGUGCAUCAGUGAACCUACCCAUGAACUAAUCUUUGCAAUACUGUGGAUAACUUAAUAUCCAUGGGAAGUAUAUCAUGGGAAUGAUUUCUGAUGUACUUUGAAGGGCACAAUACAGUAAAGUUUGUCAUAACUAUCCAAUUCACAUAAAUGGGAAUUAAUUCAUUUUUCAUAUUUAUCAUAGGAAAAAUUUGGUUAAUGCUCUUCUUUAGGCCGCAGUGGAAUUCACUUGCCUAUAGUUGCUGUUUUUUUCCUUCUUUGAGAUGUACUUGGAGGGGGGAGGAAUGCCUGUCAACUCAUUGUUCAGGUUCAGACUUCAUAAAAUCUGGAUAAGAGCGGACUUUCCAUGUAUACAAAUGUAAGCAAGCACUCUGAUGGGGAGUUAAGGGAUGAAGCCAGGAAAUGCUGCCCUCUUCCUCCUUUGUGAAACUGGGCACAGGUAGCAAUGCUGUGGUCUAGAAUAUGGUGUUCUGCAAUAUUAGCCUACAGCUGAUGAAUCAGGAAGGUCACAUCCUGAUCUGAGAUGGAUUUCAAUGGUUAUGGCACUACGCUGCAGAUUUGUAUAUAUGUAAAAUAUGUACGUAAUUUCCAGUUGCAUGCGUGCUCUAAAGGUGUGUCUGGAUUGAAGGCUCAUUGUUCUAGAACCAGCUUGCUUCAACAGUGGGUAGAGAAUCACGAGUGGCAUGUUAAUUGCUGGGUGCGAUAUAGUGGCUCUAAAAUUUUAAUUGAGCUCGUAGUAACCAAUCCUGACAUUGGAGCUUCCCCUUCUACUUCCUCAGCAUUUUUGUAGCCCAUACAUAUUUUCCACUUUCCUUCUGCUAGCGGUGCACUCUUAUAAUCUGGAGUAUUAGACCAUUAAUCUGGAAUAUUAGAUCAAGUUGGUCUAAUGGUUAAGGUACUGGGCUAGAAACCAGGAGACUGAGUUCUAGUGCCGCCUUAGGCAUGAAAGCUGGCUGGGUGAAGGAAGGAGUAUUAGAUAUGUCCGCUGCCUUGAGGCAUUUAUAAAAAUAAUAAAGGUGGGAUAAAAAUUAAAUAAAUAAAAUACCCCAUUUCUGAUUAUUAGCUGGUACAUAAAACUGUGUAGUUUUCUUGCACUAAGGUAGCUUUAGAGAGAACGUUUAUAAAUCCACAGAUUUUAAUUUUGCACAAUUUUACUGGUGCAUUCUUCCUCAAAUAUUUUCACAUGAAUAAACCUCCCUGUUACGCAGAGAUCUUUCCCUCACUAGAGGUAAACUAGUAGAUGGAUUCACACAUUGCAUUAAAUUACUGUUUAUUUUAAAUAUAAUUGUUUAAACAUAAUAAGCUGAAGUUGGUCUUGUAGAUGAGCAAAGUUAUCAUGGCUUAUUCAGCUAAUUCUUGAUUUGUGUUUUCUUCAUUUUAAUGUUUCUAGCCCUAUUACUUUGUAAAUUGCUUAAAGGAUACACAAAUAAACCAGGGAUGAGCCAGGAAAUCACAAAUAAGCAAAGCAUGGUCAUUUAUGCAUCACAAUUCCUGGUUGCAACUAGUAAGUAAACAACCAUAUCAUAGCUUUAAUGCAAUGUGUGAGCUCAGCAGCUGUAUGCAAACCUACAUUAGAAUCUCAUGAUAAAUGUACAUGAAUAAAUACGGAUUGAAAUUUUGGUUUUUUUCCCUCCUGUUUUGUUCACAAUCUAAAGUGUGUGGCACUUAAUACUACGAAUACUCAGUUCUACUACUUGGCUGCAACUGGUAGGGCUAUGAUGAAAUAACUUUAUAUUGCAGGUGUAAUCAACGUUAAUGGAAGAAUACUUCAUUUUGAAACACUUUGAUAUGGUAGAUGCUGUAGUUUCCCAGUACAUUGCAAGUAGACUCUUAUUUUACAUCAAACACAACUCUAUUGAAGGUUCUGACAGCGUGAUUAUUAAUGCUGUAAAAAGGGAGUUGGAAGCUCUUAGGUGAAUUUAUUUUCUGUAAUUGCUACAUUCACAAUGAGCAUUUAUUAGUAAUACAUUGCUGGAGUAAUCUCAUGUAUAGCAUCUUCUUUUACGGUGAGUCCUAUCCAGUUCAGUGGGAUUUCUAGUGACCUCAUCCAUGCAGUUUUCUUGGCAGGAAUACCAAAGUGAUUUUCCAUUGCCAUCUUCUGGGAUACUAGUUCAACAUUCCAGUCUAGUCUGCAACCCCAGUAUUAGCUAGGACUGACCCUGCUUAGAUUUGGAGAUGAACAAAGAUUAGGGGUUAAGUUCUACAGUUCUCAUUGAGACUUCUGAGUGGAUAUGCAUUGCCCAUCCAUUGAGCAUAAGAUGGUUGAAGAUGCCAAUUAAAGUUCCUUUAGUCAUCAACCAUCUUUAUAACUAAUUUUAAUUAGGCUGCCGCUUCCCGUUGCAUAAUCACUAAAUCGCUGAUGUAGGUGGAGAACUGCAAUUAAACAUUUUUCUUGUUUAUCCAUAUAUGUUCUGACCUGCUUCCAGUUUUUGUUGCUGUUUGGCUUUCUGCGUGCAAGAAGAGUACAGUAACUCUAGUAUGUCUGAAAAAUAAAGUUUGUAGCGGUUUCCUCCUCCUUGCCCCCCUUCUCAAUUUCCUAAAUGGUUGCAUCCCAAUCUUCCCAGUAUAUUUCUACUUCCUCCUCAGGCAAACGGCUUUCUGGUGUGACUUGCUGGCUCAGUUUUUUCAGAAGAAAUGGAAACUCUGCAGAUGUUUCUGACCCCCCCCCCCCCAAAUCAGCCAUAACUUUAAUCCCACAUAUGUUACUGCGCUGAAUUCCUCCAGGGCCAAGUUUGGUGUUCAUUUCAGGAAACUAUUCAGAAUUUCCUGCCCAAAUUGUAUUGAAAUGAGGGAAGUUUGAAACAGGUUGUGGCCCUAAUCUCCAGCUGCUUACAUUUUUUUGUCUCUCCCGUCCUUUUUGGAACAUGAGAUUUUACAUCAACAGCUGAAGCUAUAAAAAUCCCCCACCUGCUUGUAUUCAGAUAAAUGUGUGUGAGGCUGUGUGUGUGUGUGUAUAUAUAUGUUUGUAUGUAUGUAAAAUAAUGCUUUUAGUAUGCUUUGUUGAAAGAAACACCUGUUUGCAUGUUUCAUGUUACCCUCCUAUGUUCAAAUUUGGUAUAAGUUGACUUUUUUUAGUCUAUAUUUAAUGCUGACGUUUCCUUGAUGUACAGUACAGAAACUGUUUUGUUUUCUUGUAAUUAUUGUAUAAAUGCUUUUAUUAUAGAGCUUUUAUUUUAACAAAUGAGCAGGAAUUGCCUUUUGUGUAUUUGCUGCACCUUUUUAAAAGACUGUUACAUAUUAAAAUAUUGUACAUACGAAUUAUAUACCUCUUAUGUAUAAAUGUGAUAGAUCAGACGAUUUAUUUUUGUGUUUUUUUUACAAACUAUUAAUACACUAAGAGUCUUGCUGAUGUGAUUUAAUGUACUUGUAACUUAUUUACUUCUGGAGGUUCCAUUAUAUCUUUUUAAACCUUUUUUUAAUUAAAUAAGGUUUAAAAGCAGCUUUUGUAAUAGUUUUUUUUUAAUUUAAUGUUUUGAAAUAAGGGUGUUUUUUUUCUUCCUUUCUUGACUGCCAUGGUGCAUUUCUGCCUGAUAUAAUUAAAUAAGAUCUGUGUGCUGCAAAA
Molecule: messenger RNA, 11427 nt
Organism: Candoia aspera
Lineage: Eukaryota; Metazoa; Chordata; Lepidosauria; Squamata; Candoiidae
Gene: MIDEAS
Product: mitotic deacetylase associated SANT domain protein
Exons: 13
Coding region: 779-4180 (1133 amino acids)
Biological process (GO): regulation of transcription by RNA polymerase II; negative regulation of DNA-templated transcription
Cellular component (GO): histone deacetylase complex; transcription regulator complex
Molecular function (GO): transcription corepressor activity
Source: RefSeq, a predicted model, not a curated record